Messenger RNA from Saccharomyces paradoxus, 1188 nucleotides. It is a transcript of the gene ILV5, whose product is annotated as ketol-acid reductoisomerase. Gene Ontology annotation, cellular component: mitochondrion. Gene Ontology annotation, biological process: L-valine biosynthetic process. Bases 1 to 1188 code for a protein of 395 amino acids. Gene Ontology annotation, molecular function: ketol-acid reductoisomerase activity. Lineage: Eukaryota; Fungi; Ascomycota; Saccharomycetes; Saccharomycetales; Saccharomycetaceae. The transcript has a single exon. The record is from RefSeq and is a predicted model, not a curated record.
AUGUUGAGAACUCAAGCCGCCAGAUUGAUCUGCAACUCCCGUGUCAUCACUGCUAAGAGAACCUUUGCUUUGGCCACCCGUGCUGCUGCUUACAGCAGACCAGCUGCCCGUUUCGUUAAGCCAAUGAUCACUACUCGUGGUUUGAAACAAAUCAACUUCGGUGGUACCGUUGAAACUGUUUACGAAAGAGCUGACUGGCCAAGAGAAAAGUUGUUGGACUACUUCAAGAACGACACUUUUGCUUUGAUUGGUUACGGUUCCCAAGGUUACGGUCAAGGUUUGAACUUGAGAGACAACGGUUUGAACGUCAUCAUUGGUGUCCGUAAAGAUGGUGCUUCUUGGAAGGCUGCCAUCGAAGACGGUUGGGUUCCAGGUCAAAACUUGUUCACCGUUGAAGAUGCUAUCAAGAGAGGUAGUUACGUUAUGAACUUGUUGUCCGAUGCCGCUCAAUCCGAAACCUGGUCUACUAUCAAGCCAUUGUUGACCAAGGGUAAGACUUUGUACUUCUCCCACGGUUUCUCCCCAGUCUUCAAGGACUUGACCCACGUUGAACCACCAAAGGACUUAGAUGUCAUCUUGGUUGCUCCAAAGGGUUCCGGUAGAACUGUCAGAUCUUUGUUCAAGGAAGGUCGUGGUAUUAACUCUUCUUACGCCGUCUGGAACGAUGUUACCGGUAAGGCUCACGAAAAGGCCCAAGCUUUGGCCGUUGCCAUUGGUUCCGGUUACGUUUACCAAACCACUUUCGAAAGAGAAGUCAACUCUGACUUGUACGGUGAAAGAGGUUGUUUAAUGGGUGGUAUUCACGGUAUGUUCUUGGCUCAAUACGAUGUCUUGAGAGAAAACGGUCACUCCCCAUCCGAAGCCUUCAACGAAACCGUCGAAGAAGCUACCCAAUCCCUAUACCCAUUGAUCGGUAAGUACGGUAUGGACUACAUGUACGAUGCUUGUUCCACCACCGCCAGAAGAGGUGCUUUGGACUGGUACCCAAUCUUCAAGAACGCUUUGAAGCCUGUCUUCCAAGACUUGUACGAAUCUACCAAGAACGGUACCGAAACCAAGAGAUCUUUGGAAUUCAACUCUCAACCUGACUACAGAGAAAAGCUAGAAAAGGAAUUAGACACCAUCAGAAACAUGGAGAUCUGGAAGGUUGGCAAGGAAGUCAGAAAGUUGAGACCAGAAAACCAAUAA